Messenger RNA from Baudoinia panamericana UAMH 10762, 747 nucleotides. RefSeq lists its product as uncharacterized. Gene Ontology annotation, cellular component: peroxisomal membrane; peroxisome. The record is from RefSeq and is a predicted model, not a curated record. NCBI's taxonomy places the organism in Eukaryota, Fungi, Ascomycota, Dothideomycetes, Mycosphaerellales, Teratosphaeriaceae. The coding region runs from base 1 to 747 and encodes 248 amino acids. The transcript has 2 exons. Gene Ontology annotation, biological process: protein import into peroxisome membrane.
AUGUCAUCUCUCAUCUCCGAGCUGGAUGCCAAUCCCGAAAUGCAGCGCCAAUUCGAAACCAUGAUGCAGGAACUUAUCGCCGCAGGCGCCGCACCCUCGGAUCACGAAGCGGGACAACAUCUGAAAGACGCUGCGAGAACGGUCCCAGUACCUGAUCCUUCUCCCGUCCCCCAACCGGGCAAGAAGGCUGCGGGCGAAAAGGAUGGCUCAGCAGACUUCAGCUCCACCAUACGCCGCACAAUGGAGCGAAUGCAGCAUUCCGACUCCACCGCUUCCACCGCCGCCACCGCGCGUGAAACCUCAGAAGAAGACCUUCUCGCGCAAAUGCUGAAAGAGCUCCAAUCCGGCGGUGCGGGAGAGGGUGAAGGAGGGGAGGAAGAUUUCAACAAAAUGCUGCUAAACAUGAUGUCGCAACUUACGCAUAAGGAAAUUUUGUACGAUCCGAUGAAGGAGUUGCAUGAGAUGUUUCCGGGAUGGAUGGAGAGGAAUAGAGAGGGUAGUGGAAAGGGGAAAGUGGGAAAGGAGGAUAUGGAGCGGUAUGAAGAGCAGCAACGGCUGGUGGGCGAGAUUGUGGCGAGGUUUGAGAGAAAAGGGUAUUCAGAUGAUGAUGAGAGGGAUCGGGAGUAUAUUGUUGAAAGGAUGCAGAAGAUGCAAGCGGCCGGUUCGCCGCCGCCAGAUUUAGUUGGAGAUAUGAGCGCGGCGCAGGAGGCAUUGGGCGAUCUGGAUGCGGGAUGUCCGACGCAGUAG